AUGCACUAUUCUAGCACUGAGCUUUGUUACGCUCUGGUCGAGGAACAAACGCAUUAUGGUCUUAUUCAAAUCUUACCUGAGCAAGUGCCUCAAUCUUCUCGACAGGUCUUUGGGUUGAAACAAGAGCUGGUGGAGGGGCGGCGGCAGGUAGGUGGUCGUACAGACCAAGACGAUACUGGCCAUAAUGAUAUCCAGAUUCAACGACAGCAGGAGGCCUACACUCAACCUCAAACCCCAACCGCAGACCACGACAACAAUGACGACGGCGACGACGAGACGCAACAAGACGGCAUCCUCGCCACGACAGGAGACCCAGAGGAGCAAGACGAUCAACAAGCCAAAGGUAGGGACAUAGUAGGAGACUACAUGGCACGCAUUUUCUCGCCACCGGGAGAGACCACCUUUGCCACUGCGACUGGAGCCAAGCCGAGAUGCGAACGCUCGUGGACCUGCGCUCGCAGGGGCGUGGAAUGGCAGCUCAUCAGCGCGCAGAUGGGGGAAGGGCAGGAUAUUGGUAAAGGCUUUGCGUGCAAAGUCCUGGCGGCUGACGAGGGACGAUCCGCACGAGACCUUGGGAGAAGAGUGGUGGCAAAGGGCGUGGUCAGAGGAGGUAGACGCGAAGGCGGCAGCAGCAGAGAUCAAGGCAAGGUAGUAUCGAGAUGUCUAGGCGGCCACCCGCAGCUUCCAACCAGCGCGACUCCCCAAAAGUUGGCCGAUAAUCUCAAAUACGCUAAUGAUUGGGGCCAUGCGCUUCAAAGUCAAGACUAUCAGGGCGAGAGGGGACAAUCUACCCAAGCAUCUUCUCAAUGCACCCGAAAAGCCACAUCUUUGCUCGACUGUGUUCUUAGCCCCUGUCAUUACAGAGAGCAUUGA
Messenger RNA from Colletotrichum acutatum, 873 nucleotides. RefSeq lists its product as uncharacterized. NCBI's taxonomy places the organism in Eukaryota, Fungi, Ascomycota, Sordariomycetes, Glomerellales, Glomerellaceae. The coding region runs from base 1 to 873 and encodes 290 amino acids. The record is from RefSeq and is a predicted model, not a curated record. The transcript is spliced from 4 exons.